This is a messenger RNA of Medicago truncatula (barrel medic), 2061 nucleotides long. Its product is annotated as DNA-directed RNA polymerase subunit beta'. The coding region runs from base 1 to 2061 and encodes 686 amino acids. The record is from RefSeq and is a predicted model, not a curated record. NCBI's taxonomy places the organism in Eukaryota, Viridiplantae, Streptophyta, Magnoliopsida, Fabales, Fabaceae. Gene Ontology annotation, biological process: DNA-templated transcription. The transcript has 2 exons. Gene Ontology annotation, molecular function: DNA-directed RNA polymerase activity; DNA binding.
AUGAUUGAUCAGUAUAAACAUCAACACCUUCGAAUUGGAUCAGUUUCUCCUGAACAAAUAAGUGCUUGGGCAAAAAAAAUCCUACCUAAUGGAGAAAUUGUUGGAGAGGUAACAAAACCCUAUACUCUUCAUUACAAAACCAAUAAGCCUGAAAAAGAUGGAUUAUUUUGUGAACGAAUUUUUGGGCCUAUAAAAAGUGGGAUUUGUGCUUGUGGAAAUUAUCGAGUAAUCGGAGAUAAAAAAGACCAACCCAAAUUUUGUGAACAAUGCGGAGUAGAAUUUGUUGAUUCUCGGGUACGUAGGUAUCAAAUGGGGUAUAUAAAACUAGCAUGUCCAGUAACCCAUGUAUGGUAUUUGAAACGUCUUCCUAGUUAUAUUGCGAGCCUUUUAGAUAAACCUCUUAAAGAAUUAGAAGGUCUAGUAUACUGCGAUGUUUCGUUUGCUAGGCCCGUAGUUAAAAAACCUACUUUCUUACGAUUACGAGGUUCAUUCGAAUACGAAAUCCAAUCUUGGAAAUACAGUAUCCCACUCUUUUUUGCUACUCAAGGUUUCGAUACAUUUCGAAAUAGAGAAAUUUCUAGUGGAGCAGGUGCUAUACGAGAACAAUUAGUUGAUUUGGAUUUAAGAAUUAUUAUGGAUUCUUCGUUGGUAGAAUGGAAAGAAUUAGGAGAAGAGGGAUCCGCCGACAAUGAAAAUGAAAAUGAAUGGGAAGAUCGAAAAGUAGGAAGAAGAAAGAAUUUUUUGGUUCGACGCAUGGAAUUAGUUAAGCACUUUAUCCGAACAAAUAUAGAACCAGAAUGGAUGGUUUUAUCUCUCUUACCAGUUCUUCCUCCCGAAUUGAGACCAAUUAUUCAAAUAGAUGGAGGGAAACUAAUGAGUUCGGAUAUUAAUGAACUCUAUAGAAGAGUUAUCUAUCGGAACAAUACUCUUAUUGACCUAUUAACAACAAGUAGAUCUACACCAGGGGAAUUAGUAAUGUGUCAAGAAAAAUUGGUACAAGAAGCCGUGGAUACACUCCUUGAUAAUGGAAUCCGCGGACAACCAAUGAGGGACGGUCAUAAUAAAGUUUACAAAUCGUUUUCAGAUAUAAUUGAGGGCAAAGAGGGAAGAUUUCGAGAGACUCUGCUUGGAAAACGAGUUGAUUAUUCGGGGCGUUCUGUUAUUGUCGUAGGUCCAUCACUUUCAUUACAUCGAUGUGGAUUGCCCCGCGAAAUAGCAAUAGAGCUAUUUCAGACAUUUCUAAUUCGUGGUUUAAUUCGAAAACAUUUUGCUUCGAACAUAGGAGUUGCUAAGAGUAAAAUACGGGAAAAAGAACCGAUUGUAUGGGAAAUACUUCAAGAAGUUAUGCGGGGGCAUCCAGUAUUGCUGAAUAGAGCGCCUACUUUGCAUAGAUUGGGCAUACAGGCAUUUCAACCUAUUUUAGUAGAAGGACGUGCUAUUUGUUUACAUCCAUUAGUGUGUAAGGGAUUCAAUGCAGACUUUGAUGGGGAUCAAAUGGCUGUUCAUGUGCCUUUAUCUUUGGAGGCUCAAGCAGAAGCUCGUUUACUUAUGUUUUCUCAUACAAACCUCUUGUCUCCGGCUAUUGGGGAUCCCAUUUCCGUACCAACUCAAGAUAUGCUUAUAGGACUUUACGUAUUAACUAGCGGAAAUCGUCGAGGUAUUUGUGCAAACAGGUAUAAUCCGUUUAAUUGCCGAAAUUCUAAAAAUGAAAAAAUUAGCAAUAAUAACUCUAAGUAUAUGAAAAAAAAAGAACCCUUUUUUUGCAAUUCCUAUGAUGCAAUUGGAGCUUAUCGACAGAAAAGAAUAAAUUUAGAUAGUCCUUUUUGGCUCCGGUGGCGAAUAGAUCAAUGCAUUAUGUCUUCAAGAGAAGUUCCUAUCGAAGUUCACUAUGAAUCUUUUGGUACCUAUUAUGAAAUUUAUGGGCAUUAUUUAGUAAUAAGAAGUAUAAAAAAAGAAAUUCGUUGUAUAUACAUUAGAACCACUGUUGGUCAUAUUUCUUUUUAUCGAGAAAUUGAAGAAGCUAUACAAGGUUUUUCUCGAGCCUAUUCAUAUGGUAUCUAA